AUCUGGUCGGCCUUCUGCAGCAUUGCAACAACAUCACUCUGGAUGGCACGCAACGGAAACGUUCAUCGGCAGGAACUGGUUACAGUGCACCAAGGAAAGACACAAAUCUGGAAGAUCACGUUACGUCAACUUCAGGCAGUAACCCACCGAGAUUCCAGGAGUACCGAA
Phytophthora sojae is the source of this 168-nucleotide messenger RNA. RefSeq lists its product as hypothetical. The annotation marks the transcript as partial. The record is from RefSeq and is a predicted model, not a curated record. The transcript has a single exon. NCBI's taxonomy places the organism in Eukaryota, Oomycota, Peronosporomycetes, Peronosporales, Peronosporaceae.